GAUGUUCCAACAGAAUUUAGGCAGCUGCUAGUAGAGGUUAUAACAGAGAGCAUUUACAGGCUAAUAGCUCAGACAAAAGAGAUGAUCAUGCUAAUUUUCUUCUUUGUCUUGCUGUGGGAUGAGGCUCAAAGUUGGGGAUUCAAGGAUGGAGUACUGCGUAACUCUAUUUGGUUAGAGCGAGCAGCUGGAGUGUACCACAGGGAGUCACGGGCUGGAAAAUAUCAGCUCACCUAUGCAGAAGCUAAAACAGUGUGUGAAUAUGAAGGAGGACAGCUAGCCACAUACCAGCAAAUGGAGGCAGCAAGGAAAAUAGGUUUCCAUUUGUGUGCCGCUGGCUGGAUGGCUAAGGGCAGAGUUGGUUAUCCGAUUGUGAAAGCUAGACCCAACUGUGGCUUUGGAAAGACUGGCAUUGUUGAUUAUGGGAUUCGCCUUAACAGAAGUGAGAGAUGGGAUGCCUACUGUUACAACCCCCAUGCAAAAGAAUGUGGUGGAAUUUUCACAGGUGCAAAACACAUUUUUAAGUCACCAGGCUACCCAAACGAGUAUGAAAAUGAACAAAUAUGCUACUGGCAUAUUAGACUGAAGUAUGGGCAACGGAUUCAUCUACAGUUCCUGGAUUUUGAUGUUGAAGAUGACACUGCAUGCAUGGCUGAUUUCUUAGAAGUUUAUGAUAGCUAUGAUGAUGUCACUGGCUUUGUGGGCAGGUACUGUGGAGAUGAACUUCCAGAUGAUAUAAUUAGCACAGGAAAUCUCAUGACCAUAAAGUUUUUGUCAGAUGCCUCAGUGACAGCAGGUGGUUUUCAAAUUAAAUAUAUUGCUAUAGACCCACCUUCAAAACCUAAUGAUGAGAAAAACGCAACUUCCCAAGGAAACACAAACUUCUUGGCUGGAAAAUUUGGCAUUAUGUGAAGAGACAGAUCAAAAUAACAGAAAAUGCAGUUGGAAUAUACAGCUAUUAGAUACAAAUACUAUUUUAGAUACCUGUUUGGUCCAAUAAGUUAUAGCUGCUGUAUUUGGGGUAGCAGCAGCCACAGUCAUUUCAUCUUAUCCUUAUGACUUUUAUACUUUCUGCUUUAUGUAACUUUUCUUAAUAAAGAAUUCUGGGAAACAAAUUAGAAAACGGUACUUAAAUGACAGGCAAUUAUUGUCUAGAUCACAAGAAGUCAGUGAAACUAAGAACAUAAGAAUGGACAUACUGGGUCUAAAAUAUAGUCUAAAAUCCUGGCUUUCGACAGUGGCCAAUGCUGUGUGCUGCAGAGAAAUGAACAGAACAGGCAGUCUUCAGGCAAUCCAUCCUCUGUUGUCCACUCCCAACUUCUGUCAAACAGAGGCUAGUGGACACUCAGCACAUGGGGUUGCAUCCCUGACCAUCUUGACCAAUAGUCAAUGAUGGACCUAUCCUUCAUGAACUUAUCUGAACUAAACUGAAGGGGUCACUGUCACCAUAGAUUUCCCAACUAAUCGUUUUUCUAGACUGCCUGCUGUUUUCUCUCACUCUUUGCUCCAUUUCAGCUGAGUUUUGAGGACCUGAUAUGUCAAUCCUUCUCCCCUCACUUACCUUCAUUCCUAUAUAUUUAUUGAGUUUAAAUUAUCCUUUCCAUACUCUUGCUUACUUUCUUGCUGCACUCUCCCACUGUUUUUAAGCUAACCCACUUCCAAUGUCUUUAGAAUAAGUCUUGUUUCAUGAUAGCUUAUGUCAAACUACAAAUUUAUCUUGAGAGUUGGCCUGUGAUAUAUCCCAGACAAACUCAUAUGUAAUGAGCUUUCCCAUAUGUAAUGGGCUUCUAGAGCCAGAAGAUACUGAAGCAGCACGAAAAGCACUGGGUCUAUAAUUGUAUUGUUCUUGUGAUUGUAUUGUAUUCUGGAUAAUAAAUUAUUUAACAGAUUUAUAAGGAGUUUAUCUUCCAUAUCCAGUGCAGAGUUAUUCAAGCCUUUUCUAUUCUAAACCACACUUAUUAAAGGGCAAAAAGAUGAAAGAUUCUUUGAUAAUGAGAAACUGACAAAAAGGAAUUGUCCAACAACUAUCAGCAACCCCUUUUUUAACCUGUCAACAGACUACAUCUUGUUCAUACCAGUUCUAAGAUUGCAUUAUGCUGAAUUGAUAGACAUGUAUCCUUUCUCAAUAUCAGUUUACACCUGUCUGUUAAGCUCCUGACCACAAAAUGUCAUUAAAUCUACCU
This is a messenger RNA of Pelodiscus sinensis (Chinese soft-shelled turtle), 2180 nucleotides long. It is a transcript of the gene TNFAIP6, whose product is annotated as TNF alpha induced protein 6. Gene Ontology annotation, molecular function: hyaluronic acid binding. Gene Ontology annotation, biological process: cell adhesion; negative regulation of inflammatory response. The record is from RefSeq and is a predicted model, not a curated record. Lineage: Eukaryota; Metazoa; Chordata; Testudines; Trionychidae.